Molecule: messenger RNA, 720 nt
Organism: Dovyalis caffra
Lineage: Eukaryota; Viridiplantae; Streptophyta; Magnoliopsida; Malpighiales; Salicaceae
Source: the annotation of a GenBank genome assembly
AUGAAGAAGAAGAAGAAGAAGAGUAGCAAAGGAGUCGGAAUCACAAAAUCAAAGCAAGAGAAGAAGAAAUCGAACAACAAGACAAGAAAAAGUUCGGCAAGAGAACCUGUCGUCCUAUUACUCCCAUCCUCUAACAGCAGUAGCGACUCACAGGAGGUCGAGGAUGAUGAAACGAAGACCGGAGUCAAGAAUCAAAGCACGAAGAGUCCCAAAAUCAAGAAAAUCGGCAAUGUUAAUAAUACUAAAAGAGAAGGAAAAGGUGGUAACUUUGAUGGAGAAGAAGAAGAAGAUGGGACGGCGUGUAGGUUUCCGAUGGCGAGGAUAAAGAGGAUUAUGAAGAGCGAAGAUUCUGAUUCGCUAUUUAGUCAGGAUGUCGUUUUUUUAGUUAACAAAGCCACGGAGAAGUUUGUGGAGCAAUUCAGCGAGGAAGCUUAUGAUUGUUCGGUUCAGGAUCGUAAGAAGUCUCUUGGUUACAAGCACCUAUCAACGGUUGUUAGUAAAAGGAGGAGAUUUGACUUCCUUUCAGAUUUUGUUCCUGAGAAAUUAAAAGCGGAGGAUGCUUUGGAAGAGAGAAAUUUGACUGAGACAGGGCAAGGAUUUUAUGAUGAAUACUCAAGAAAAUUACCAAGAUGGGGAAAAUUGCAUAAUCUUUUCACACCAAGGAGAGAAGAACGUAUGCCUUGCUCAAACAUGAGCAGGUGCGCACCUGCUCAAAAUUGA